GGAUUAUAUAUGCCAGCCCAACAGAAGAAAGUUCUUUUCUGCAUAGCUGGUGUGUUCAGUUUUGCUUGUGCUCUGGCCAUUGCAGCAGCUAUAGGAACUCAGCUAUGGAUCCGAGGAAAAAUUAUUUGCAAAACUGGAGCAUUGCUGGUUAAUGCUACUGGCCAGGAGUUAGAUAAGUUUAUUGGUGAAAUUCAGUAUGGACUAUUCUAUGGGGAGAAGGUUAGACAAUGUGGCCUUGGAGGGAGACCUUUUCAGUUUUCAUUUUUUCCAGAAUUAUUCAAAAUUAUGCCUGCAAGUAUCCAUGUAAGUGUCAUCCUCUUUUGCUUGGCAUUGUUCGUCUUUGCACUGAUUGCCACUGGCUUCUUCAUGUACAAUGCAUUUGGCACUCCUUAUGAAACCUUACAUGGUCCAUUAGGACUCUACCUGUGGAGCUUCGUUUCAGUUACUUGUGGCUUUCUUAUUUUGAUACUGUUUUCUUCAGAAGUGAAAAUCCACCACCUCUCUGAGAAAAUAGCUAAUUAUAAAGAAGGAAGUUUUAUUUUUAAAACGCACAGUGAGCAGUUUGCAAAGUCCUUCUGGAUCAUCCUGGUGUGCUCAUUGGUACACUUUAUGAACAUUUUGCUUAUACGCCUGGCUGGAUUUGCGUUUCCUUUUUCAAAAUCAAAAAAUUCUGAGGCACCAAAUGGAGCGAUGGAUAUAAUGUACUAAACAUACUUUAAAUCUUGAUUUAUGCAAAUAAUUCAUCUUGUCUUUUUUUCCAAAAGAUGCAAAGAAUACACAUAUUUAAAAGGUUGGUUUUUAUAAGUGUAUUUUAAGGCAGAAACAUACACAAGUUACCAGCAAACAGAACGUAGUAAGAGCUUUAUUCAGUAACAUUAUUUUCAUUAGAUUAUCAUUUUUCAUCACAGCAAUACAAAAAGAAUGUGAAACAGAACACCUGCAGCAAUCCAUAACAGAACCUGUUUAUUUCCUAUUUAUAAAAGUGUCUUGAAUAGUGUUUGUUCAGAAGUAUUGUCAGUUCCUACUUUGAAAUAUAUUUGAAAUAUGUGCAGCUAACUCAGUUUUCAUUUCAAAGAAAUAAGAGCUCAAGAAUUAAAAUUUAAAACAUGCAGCAAGUCAUACAGAUUAAAAAAUUGAUCUAAUGAAAUUGUUAGAGAUGAAAAAGUGUGUGCAAAAUCAAGUAUGAAUCAACAUUUCUAAUAGAAAUGAAAAGUGCCAAUUUGAAAUCAGACAUUAUAAUUGGCAUCCAGUAUUUUCAAUUCACCUCAAAGGAAUUUUUCACAAAAGGAGAGUUUACUCAUCUGUCGGUCUCAAGCAGCUUCUGUUCAUUGACUACAUCUAUUGUGUGCCAUCUUGUAUUAUUUCUAUUCUACAGGAAAGCAUUUCUGUUAGAAAUUAAUGUUCUAUAAUUACUCUAUACUAACUGAAAUGUCUUUUUAUGAACUACCAAAGAUGUUUGUACCUUCUGUUUAAUGUCAUAUUUGAGAGCACUUGGCCCAUAUGUAGUAAACUAUGCAUACAGAAAAGUUGUAAUAUUUUUCUUUCGUAUUUUAGUUUUCACCAUUAUCCUUUAGUUUGGGAUCUGAUCUUUCUCGUAUAGAAUUUUAUGCUUCAUAAAUAAAUCUCUUAUACUUCCCCUAUACUUCAAAUAAUUGUCAGUAGAAAACAGAAGAAAAUAAAAUAUCUGUGUUGGAACUUAUUCUAACUCAUCUUGUAUGUUAGUAUUAUGUGUAACAAGAAAUUUUAGUCAUUAUAUCUCUGACAUUUUUAAUUUUAUUUUUCUUUUGUACUGUUAUUCUGUUAUUUCAUAUUUAUUCUCAUCUUUACAAUUCUAGUUCCAAUAGUUGUGCUAUUUCCAAAAUGCAUAAUGGACAUUUUCAUAUAUUUUUGUGUAUCAAUUUAUUUCUUCCCCCAGCAUAUUCCAGUACCUAUGUCAGAAAAUCAUCAUGCUGCCAUUAUCCUAAAGUAACUGGACUAUGUAAUAUAAUAAGAAUUAGAGACAGCAUGUCUGAAAAGUAUCAGAUUUGAAAAGGUUGUCAUAAAGCGUAUCUCAAGUAAAACAAUAAUUUGGUUCCUAUGGCAUACUAAAUCAUAUUGUCAGAGGCUGCACAUCACACUAAACUACAAACUAAAAACCAACCAAUCAAUAUUGAAUUGCAGUCCAAGACUAAAUAAUAAAUGUUAAAACAACCAAAUAUAAGUCCUCAAUGCAACCAAUAGUAAGCAGUAAAUCAUUUACUUCUACUGUUGGUCUGAAAACAGCAAAGUCUUAUUGUUUUGGGAAACAAUUUAGCCAUGUGUGGUUUCAGGAUGUUUAUCUUGGAGGGGAACGACUAUAGAAAAGAAUAUAUAACAACAACAAAUUUUAUUGUAUAAAACAGAGAUUCAAAUUUGAGUGUAGGAUUGGUGUUCUAAAAAGAUGUUGGAUUACAAAAAUGAUAUGGAGAAAGAUGGUAUGGAUGUGAAAAUGGACUUCAAAAUGCCAGACUGAUAUGGAAAAAGAUAACAAAAUGAUUUACAAAUGAACCCAGCUGAUGUCUUAAUAAUUAAAGAUACAUACAAAUAAUAAAUAAAUAAUAAUAAUAAUGUGGAAGACCUUCUUAUCUCAGAUUUCUAAAAGGAAAGUAUGAAACAAAGGAAACUGUUUCUGAGAGCAGAUUAAGAGAAAAUGAUAAGAGGUCAAUCAGUGGGACAUUAAUGUGAAUAAGGAUCAAGCUUUUUAAAGGUAAACAGAACAUCUACAAAGUGAAUCAAAUUGAUCAGAGUUAAAAUACGUAAGUUGAGGUUUCUGUUAUUAGUUAUUAAUGAAAUUUAUUUUUGACCAGGAUUGAAUGAUGCAGCUGUAAGGAUCUGUUUAUAAGUGGAAAGAUUUUUCACUUUGUUUCUUAGAGAACAAUAUUGGAUUACAAAAUGAUUUUUUUUAUUAAGGUUAAAAUAGGCGUGUUAAAAUUUCUGAUAGCUCUUAAUAGACUUUUGCUGAUUAAAAUUGAAUUAUGUAUUUUUAUUUCUUUAAUAACGGAUUAGAUAUUGAAAAAAGAGGGAUUUAAAUUGAAAUACUAGAGAAGAUGUUAAA
Messenger RNA from Thamnophis sirtalis, 3073 nucleotides. RefSeq names its product clarin 1 (gene CLRN1). Gene Ontology annotation, biological process: equilibrioception; sensory perception of sound. Lineage: Eukaryota; Metazoa; Chordata; Lepidosauria; Squamata; Natricidae. The record is from RefSeq and is a predicted model, not a curated record.